UCCUCUGGUUCUGUGAUCAUCAUUUCAUUUGUGUUCAUUUUCCCUUGCUGUGUGCUUCACGUUUUUAGCAGAUAUUCCUAGAAGAACAGUAUAUUACAGGGCUUUUUCAUAUUUUAUUUGUCAUCAUGUCUCUUAGUUUACGGAAAGAUGCUGAGGAAUUGGCUCGGCUGUCUCAAUUAACAAACAGUGAAAAUGUACGAAGGAUUCUCACCGUUGAAGGUGAUAAAUUAAUGAAGCUCGCCGAAGCGGAAGAAAAGGCAGCAUCUAAUAAAAGUCCUGAACAACGCAGUUCUGUUCCUUUAAAACCAUCAUCGUAUACUGCGAAAAUGACUAAUUACGCUUGGGACCAGUCGGAUAAAUAUUUGAAGAUCUACCUGACUAUACCAGCUGUACAUACAUUUCCAACAGAGAAUGUAACGUCAAGUUUUUCUACUAGAUCAGUCGAGUUGCAAGCUCUUGCUCCUGAAGGCAAAAACAAUGUCUUUCAAAUUAAGAAUUUAUUGAAUGAUAUACUUCCCAGUGAGAGUUAUUCGAAAGUUAAGACAGAUAUGGUUGUUCUGUAUUUGAGAAAAGUAACUGCCCAGCACUGGGGUUAUGUAACUGAAUCUGAAAAGAAGGCCAAAGAACCUAAGUCACCAAAAGUGGACAAAGAUGAAGAUCCAAGCCAAAGCCUUAUGACUUUAAUGAAACAGAUGUAUGAAGACGGUGAUGAUGAAAUGAAGCGAACUAUAGCAAAAGCUUGGACUGAAGCCAGAGAUAAACAAACAGAUGAUAUACCAAUGUGAAAAUAUGGAACCCGCCAUUCCACCGAAGCUCAGACCUGGCUGAAUCAUGAGCUGUGAUUUGGCCUGAAACAACUUAUGUUGCGAAUUUCAUUUUACUAUUAUUACUCUUAAAUUCAAAAUUGUACUGAUAAAUAAUAAUAGAAAUUUAUGUUUAAUUUUGAAAUUUAUGUGGAUUGAGCCCUUGAAACGAGAAUUCAAUCAACAAUAUCAAUGAAACGCUUAUUAGCGAUGUAUUCUAUUGAAAGUUAAAUUACAUCAUAUUUAAUUUGUAAUUUUAUUUAAAAACUUAAGGUUCAACCCAGGAGAACUCGCCAACAGGUCCUGAGUUACCACAGUCACUUGAAAUCUUCUAUUUGCGAUGGUGCAAUUCAACUGAUUUGAGUCCGAACAUGAGUAGCUUACUUUCUAAAUGUUUUCUUUCUAAAGCACCUGUUAAUAGUUUUCAUUUGUUGAAAAACCACAUUCAUUCUCUAAAAGAAAAAAUGCAAUUUCAGGCCAAAUUUAACUGCGGCUAAAUCCAAAAAACCCAAAACUCUUGAGUUAAAUGUAAAAUAUUUACCAUCAAGGUUAAUUCUGAUUAUGUCUGACAAAUGCAUGUGAAAUUUAAUGUGUAUGCAUUCUUUUUAGGGUUUUCUUAUUUUGAGGAACACUAUGUAUUUCUUGAAAAAUGUUCUGGAAUUAAUUUUAAAGUCUCCUAAAUGAUUUUGUAUUUGUAAAAAUAUAUUUUUUACAAAUUGAAAAUUCUAACAAAAGUUCAUUGUCAAGUAUAAAUAUCAUUAAUCAAACAAAUAGAUGGGGUCAUACAGGCACCCCCAAGUGACCUUUUGUGUGCUAAGUAGCAGGAGAGUUCUCUCCUGUUAAAAUGAAGCUAUAUAAAGGAACUUAUAACUAUGGUGAUGUUCUUUAUGUAUACGAAGAUGAAUAUGUGACUAAUGGACAUCUUUAAGUAAUUUGUUCUAAAAUUAUAUUUUAUUUAAUAGUAAUGCAUUUCAGUUUUUAAAUAGAUGCAUUAAUCUGUCAACAUAUUUCAAAUUGUGACAAUGUUAAAUCCUUCUCUAAAAAUAAAUACUAUAUGAUAGACUGUGGGCUUGUUGACAUAGACCUUUGAUUUCAAAAAAUUCCUUAAAAGGAAUUUUUAAGUGCCUAUUUUGAUCAUCAAAACGAGAGAGUACACGACUAGCAAAUGUCUCAUGCAGUAAUUUAACUGUUUCACUCAGGGAUGUGCCAGCUGCGCCAAUCUCCGAUCCUGCGCCAAACUGCUACAGAAGACCGCUAAAUGAACUUUUCUGCGCCAAAAUCAGACAAACCUGUGCCAAAAGUACGAUUUUGCAUGUAAUGUAGCAGUUUCUUGAGCAUAUUGGCCAGAAUUUGCAGAUUAUCAUCCAAGCUUAUGCACUUAGAGCUUGCUUUUACAAUUUUUUAACUUAGUUCCGAUUUUUUGCGCAUUUUAAAAUGCGAUUGUACUUACUUUUGAAAAACUUGAUCGUUUUAAUUUAUUAUGUGAUUCUGUUCCUUUGAAUUGAAAAAUUUUGUGUUGACCAUUAUUUUCAACCAUUUUUAUCUUUUGUUUUUAGAAGAAGAGGACUUGUAAUUUGUCUUCUUGCCACACCCACUCGAAAUUGUCAAUCUAGUUGCAUCCAAAUUAAUUUAAGCUAAUACCAUCUGUAAAAAUUAAUAUUGUUCUCCAGUUUUUAAUUUUGGGUUUCUUAAGAUUUUAGGACAGAAAAUUGAUCUCUAAUUUUGGUUGGAGACACAUAAGAUAGCAAAAAUCUGUACUAAUUGUAAUGCUCCGGUAAUGAAUAUGCAGACAUUUUAAGUUCUCAGAUUCAGGCAUUUUUUUCUGUAUUCUUAGCCUGUCUUAUUUAUUUAUUUAUUCUACAUGUAUUUUAAAAUUCUUUUUCUUAUGACAUUUCUCAAAACCAUUUUUGUUUCAAUUUAAUUUCAUAAUUUUGUAAGUAAAUAUCAAACGGUUAAAAAUAAAAGGUUUUAAUGUU
Uloborus diversus is the source of this 2779-nucleotide messenger RNA. Its product is annotated as calcyclin-binding protein-like. Bases 126 to 785 code for a protein of 219 amino acids. Gene Ontology annotation, biological process: heart development. Gene Ontology annotation, molecular function: ubiquitin protein ligase binding; tubulin binding; S100 protein binding. The transcript is spliced from 7 exons. The record is from RefSeq and is a predicted model, not a curated record. Gene Ontology annotation, cellular component: nucleus. Lineage: Eukaryota; Metazoa; Arthropoda; Arachnida; Araneae; Uloboridae.